AGUGGCACUCAUGCACUCGACUAGUAUGACAGAAGCUACGUAGAAAGUUUCAGAGAUGUGAAUGUUUCUGAAAAUUUCCCUAAUAACUUUGCCCUUUCCCGACUUUUCAGGUGCUGAGGGGAAGCUGGCAGCAAGGACUUCGUAAGUGUUUUUGUUCCAUCUUCCCACCCUCACUUCAGUGUGAUGCCCAUUAACACCACUUUUGUUCCUGCAGCACGGUUCCACAGAUGAGUGGAAUUCCCGAGGAAGAACUAGCAGCACAAGUUCUCGGGGCCGAGGAAGACCAGCUGCCCAUUUCAGAAGAGCAGGCAGCACCAGAUGAGCCAGAGCAGGUUCCUGCCACAAACGUGUGGGCAGCUAUGGGAGCCCAUCAGCUCCAGGUCUCCACAAGCGCCAGCUGGUACACCUCAGCCAGGAUCAGCCAUACGACCCAGUCUUCAUCGAAGUCAACCAGCAAGAAGAGGGCACCCCGCCAAUCGGUCGACAGCCCAGCUCCUGAGCGACCACCAUUUAAGCAGCCCUGUGCAGUGUCCCACAAUUUAAGCAGCCCAGUGUCCACCACUGUUGUGCCAACAUUUCUUUUUUUGUUUUUAAAUUUUAUUGAAUAAUACCUCAAGUACUCCAGGUAUGGGGUCCUACGUGAGGUAUGGGCAAUUAUUUAAUUGGGACAACAUUGUCUUUGUACCUGUACUGACAGGGCAGCCCUGUCCCCUCUUGACAGAUUUGGUGACAAACCAAUAUCUUCAGAUAUUUUCUGUUACUAUUUCCUGCAUCACCUAUAAGGGAAACGCAAAGCCAUCUCUGUUUUUCUGUUGUUUUUAUUGUUUGUUUGCUUUUUUAUUUCUUCCUGUGGUCAUCUGAUAAGCCUUAUUUAUUUAUUCAUUCAUAUUUAAAAAAUGCUUACAGGCCUCAUAAAUUGAACGAAGGAUUGGGUAAGGGUGCAUAAUAAAUGGAAAUAAUGGAAAUAGAGCAGUAUUCAGAUAAGCAACAUAAUCGAACACCGUUAGAAAAUAGCACACACAAAUAGCACACAUAGUAGACAAAAGAUAACAAAAACCAGAAACACAAGAAUAGGACAGAAAAAGCAUGAACUCAAGGAAACAGAACAGUACUAAUGUGUGAAAGUCAAAAAGAAAUAACUGUUGUUUCACGCUGCCAUGCAGAGAAAUUCUAAGAAUGUGAGCUGGUUUGUUUAAGCUCGUAUUUAAGUCGAACCUAAUGGUACAUGGCCUAGCCAAUGAUACAACGUUAGUAAAACUGUGUGCCCUGUUACCUGUGAGGAAAUGCUUCAUUAAGCAGGAACUAACCAUCUGGGUGGGCAAAUGCUAAAGUGUACAGUAAUUUUGUGCACGGCACAAGAGCUGUGCACAGCACAAGCUUGUUCCUGUCUGCACACCAGACAUUUUUCUUGGGGUCCUUUCAUUUCAGAGUGGCUAUCUGUUCGUUCAUCUCAUUCUUGUUCAUGAAAAGAGCCAGUCUGUUUUGUCAUAGCAAUGGUGACACUAGAUAUGUUCUCAUCAUACUAUUUCCUUGAUAGUUCUCAGUCGACAAUGCUCCUUGAUGGGCUUAAAAACUGUCUUGUUGUUUAUUCACCCAUUGUUCGUUUUCUUUCAUUUCCAUAAUGUUCUUUAGACUUGUUUGGUCCUUUUUAUUUGAAUUUGCUGGUGACAACUACCUGUGAUAAUACACACUGGAGCUAGUCAGUCAUCUGGACUUGUGUCAACAUGGGACCCACCUGCCAUAUUUGCACAGCUUCAAGGCAUGAAGCUUUGUUUUAUUUUUAUUUUAUUUAAUAAAGAAAUACUA
Molecule: messenger RNA, 1806 nt
Organism: Dermacentor silvarum
Lineage: Eukaryota; Metazoa; Arthropoda; Arachnida; Ixodida; Ixodidae
Exons: 3
Coding region: 228-608 (126 amino acids)
Source: RefSeq, a predicted model, not a curated record